This is a messenger RNA of Penicillium angulare, 1476 nucleotides long. RefSeq lists its product as uncharacterized. NCBI's taxonomy places the organism in Eukaryota, Fungi, Ascomycota, Eurotiomycetes, Eurotiales, Aspergillaceae. The transcript has a single exon. Bases 1 to 1476 code for a protein of 491 amino acids. The record is from RefSeq and is a predicted model, not a curated record.
AUGCCUGGUAGCAUCCAUGAAUCGCUGGAGAGUCUUCCACGCCCAGAAAGCCUGAUCGCCGCCGUGACCAGUUCACAGGAUCUUUCACCAAGUGUCAGCUUCUAUGCAAUUGACCAGUCCAUUCCCAGCCCUCAAUGUUUCCCCGAACUUCCCCACGACACGUAUAUUGGCGGUCCCAGCUCGAGCGCCGCCUCGGCAUUGGACAGUAAAAAGCUGAGGAAAAAGCUCAACGGCAGUGCCAAGGCAAUAGAACAACUUCUGGGUGUUCUGUCGAGCAAUGAAAACGGGGCGAAGAAGAUCAAUUCGGGCUGCCAGGGUGUUUUUUUCUCUAAAACGCCAAUUCCUGGCCCCGGUGGCUAUAUUGCCAGGAUCUACGGCGGCCUUCCCACGGAGAGAUCAUGGGGAAGAAUCUCGGAACAAUACCUUUCGUAUAAGGGAAUUGAUUUGAAAUCAACACACCAGGUUGACUCAAUUAGCAUCAACACUGGCGUCUGCCUCUUUUCGCUACCUACGCUUGGGCCAAUUUCUGAACACUUUCGCGUCGCCCAGGAUACACCCUUGAAUGUGCCAGAUCUACCAAUCAAUGAAAGACCUACCUUGUACGAGCUGGAAGGUGUCAGUCGGUUGGCAUCUGCCAUUGCAGAUAUUGUCUGCCUCAUUCAAGAAAGACCCUGUCCCGCGGAUGUUGAGAUCAAUAUUGAUGUCCCUGAUUUCCAGUACUACUGGUCUAUCUAUGAUUUCUACCACGCUGGUCUUAUCGACACUAAUUUUGUCCGUCAGUGGAUAGAUCUAGUCGACGAAAGGCACAGUCAGAUGGGAUCCAUUAUGAUCGCGGCGAUAAAAGCCCUUAUACGCAGCGAAAUGCCUGGUUUGGACAUCGAUAAGCUGCGUAUCAACAUCACAUCCGGGUCCGAGACAGCAAGCUCGCUGAUAAAGAACUGCUUGGCAUAUGGUAUUUCUCCGUCAGUAAACGAGGUCAUCUUCUCGCUGAGGUCUUGCCCAACUCACGGCGAGUUGUGGCAGGAGUUCUUCGCAAACCUCGAUCCUGAUGAGGCGAUGGAGACUGUGGCCGAUAUAAGCAGGCUGAUAUAUGUCUUCAAAGCUGUUCUACCAGCCCUUAGGCGAAGACAAAGAUCAGACAAAACACACAUGAUUCUUCAAGUGGAUGAUAUCGGUGAGCAUCGAAUUUUUGAUAGAGCGGAGGCAUUCCUCAAGACCUACAAUGGUGCUGGAUCACCAAGCCCAGUUGAUCAGCGCUCUGUUAUCAUCGGCCUUUUUCCGUUGCACAGAAUUAGCAUGGCCCAUUUGGCACAUGGCAAGGCUCUGUACGUCCAUGCUCCGCUGGACAGACUUUUCAUUGACAGAGCAACUGGGGAGUCUAUGACGAUCAUGAGGAUGAUCAGCCUUACCUAUGGUUCAAGGAUUGCAAAAACGGUGCAGCAGGCCUUUGCCCAGAACUGUAUGUAUGCGGAAUAA